AUGGGACGUUGCAGCAAGUGCUCUCAGCUGGUCUGCCCAUGGAGCCAGGAUACUUUCUCCCAGCUGGAUGAGGCACACAGGAGCCUGUUCCCCACUGUCCUCACAACACAGCUAGCUCUGGACAGAAAAUGUAUGUCUUUCCUGAAGCCGGGGACCAGUGGUAACAGUUCCUCCUACCUCCAGUCUGCAAUAGGGGAAGCGCACAGUGAGGAGUGGGCACGUCAAACCAGCCGCUACCUCUCGGACUGUGAGCGCCAUAUGAAGAUGGCUACCUUCGUCCCCUCUGCAGCUGUCCAUCUUCCUCCACCACCCUUCAGACCCCUUCCACUUGCCCAGUGGUUUGAGACGAUCCACUCCAACGACAUCCUCAGCCUUCUGGAUGAGAUGAUGGGAGUGAUAACUUCUACCUAUGGUAUUAAGAUGGAUUUAACAAAGAAGAUCACCAAGAAGCUGGCUGGUGGGAUCGGGGACAGUGCUGCAUGGAUGACAAACAUCGGCAACGAGUUUGGCCAGGUUCUGAACUCUGUUCUGACGACGGGUGAAGGUGCAGGAAGGCACACACAGAAGGCUAAGAAGAUAGGACGUGCGUCAGGACGACCGUGGAGAGCACCCAGGAAGCAGAGUGGCUUUGCUCCUGGACAGCAUUUUCUAUCAGUUUGGUUCAAUACAAAUCAUUGA
Messenger RNA from Nerophis lumbriciformis (worm pipefish), 678 nucleotides. RefSeq lists its product as uncharacterized. NCBI's taxonomy places the organism in Eukaryota, Metazoa, Chordata, Actinopteri, Syngnathiformes, Syngnathidae. The record is from RefSeq and is a predicted model, not a curated record.